Botrytis byssoidea is the source of this 2993-nucleotide messenger RNA. RefSeq lists its product as uncharacterized. NCBI's taxonomy places the organism in Eukaryota, Fungi, Ascomycota, Leotiomycetes, Helotiales, Sclerotiniaceae. Gene Ontology annotation, cellular component: NADPH oxidase complex; plasma membrane. The coding region runs from base 1046 to 2707 and encodes 553 amino acids. Gene Ontology annotation, molecular function: superoxide-generating NAD(P)H oxidase activity. The record is from RefSeq and is a predicted model, not a curated record. The transcript is spliced from 5 exons. Gene Ontology annotation, biological process: superoxide anion generation; defense response.
UCAUAAAUCCAAAAAAAUCAAAAUCUACCUCGGAAAUCAUAUUACAUCCGACAACUUAUUUCAAUCUUUUUUGAGAGUCAGAUUUGAUUCCUUCGUACCCUCCUGAUCGAUCAAUUGAUAUUCCGAAGAAAAGACGUACGGUAGACAAAUCUAUUCCCCUCUCGAGCUCCUGUUCAAACGUCUAGAUAAGAUCGGAUAUUUUGCAACACCAUUCAUCGCUUCUUUAAUGCUUCUGGGGUCACUUGCAACAACAUCCGUCUCAACUCAAUCAGCAAAGUUUUACUAUACAAGCUCAAUUGAUAUCUUCUCAUCCUUCGUACCAUACGAAACCAUAGCCUGCUUCUCAUUAUCAAAAUAUCGGAUCGAUCUGAUACCGUCUUAUACCUUCCGAAACGCACUGUUACAUCCCAACUACUCCUACUUGAUUAAAUAGCUCGGAUGGCAUUUUUCGACAUACAGUGAUUUUCAUACCUAUCAACGGGAUCUCUCCUUGAAUUUCAUAUGGAAUAGGAAAUCGAAAAGGAAAAUCAGGUAUUAUUGUACAAAUUUGCUGGGAUCUUUCAAGGAAAAUCUGUCAUCCGAAUUCUUAGAUUUGCGCCCGCAACAAACGGCUGUACGAGCGUUGGUUUCGAACCUAAUAAGACUUUCUCACAACAUACCUAGUACCUAUCCUGUCAUUGAAAGGAUCAAGUGACUAGUGUGGUAGACCCAACGAGUAACCUUUAUUACUCCAGGCUUGCCCACAAACCCUAGCUUUUGUCUUCUCCUUCCUCGGCGUCGUAGAAGAACAAGACUUCCCUCUCCAAACAUUCUACCCAAGCUUUCCAAGCUUUUGGCUGCUGGCUCAGAUCAUUCUUUUCUUGUUAUGAACAUUCUUUUUUUACACAUUCUUUUUGGAAAAUACCUUAUUUAAUAUUUCUACCUGGGAUCAGAAAGUUUGGUUCCUCUUGUCAAUCACAAAAAGAACAACGGGUUCACUCAACUUUCUUCAUCGAUCUUGUCGCUGGACGACCUUUAAUUCUUGGGAUAUUUGGAUAUAGAGAAGAUGGGGGCUGUACAGUUUUUGAAAGAGCAGACUCGGGGAACUAAGUUGCUAUUUAAUUUCCUCUUCCAUGGCUUUCACGUUGGCCUGUUUGCUUUUGGAUGGUGGAAGCAAGCUAGUGACCCCAGACUAGCAGGUUUGAAUUCUCUUACAUUCUCAGUAUGGAUAUCGAGAGGUGCCGGUCUGGUGUUGUCUGUAGAUGUUGCAAUGAUCUUGCUGCCCAUGUGCCGCAAUAUCUUGAGAUAUAUUAGACCAAAGGUCAAAUUCUUACCACUUGAUGAGUCUCAAUGGUUUCACCGACAAGUAGCAUACUCGUUAUUAUUCUGGACCAUAUUUCAUGUAGCUGCUCACUAUGUGAACUUCUUCAACGUCGAAAAGACUCAAAUCAGACCUGUGACCGCAAUUCAAAUUCACUAUACCGAAGCUGGUGGUAUUACAGGUCAUAUUAUGUUACUAUGCAUGAUGUUGAUGUAUACGACUGCGCAUGCUAAGAUUAGACAACAAUCUUUCGAAACAUUUUGGUACACGCAUCAUUUAUUUAUUCCAUUCUUGCUUGGAAUGUAUACACACGCUACGGGAUGUUUCGUCCGUGAUACCGCUGACCCGUUUUCUCCAUUUGAUGGCGAGAACUUCUGGGGACAUUGCUUAGGGUAUGAAGGAUGGCGUUGGGAGCUUUGGGGUGGUGGACUUUACUUCCUUGAACGCGUGUAUCGAGAAAUCAGAAGCAGAAGAGAAACUCAAAUUGUUAGAGUUGUUCGUCAUCCAUAUGAUGCCAUGGAAAUUCAAUUCCGAAAGCCAUCAAUGAAGUACAAGGCAGGCCAAUGGCUUUUCCUCAACGUCCCAUCUGUUUCUCGUGAACAAUGGCAUCCUUUUACCAUCACAUCAUGUCCGUUCGACCCUUACAUCUCUAUUCACAUCCGUCAAGUCGGUGACUUCACUCGAACCCUCGGAGACGCCCUCGGAGCGGGUGCUGCACAAGCGAAACUUUACGAUGGUGUCGAUCCCAAUGGUAUGUACGAAGUAGCUCUCGAGAACGGCCAAAAAAUGCCCGAUAUCCGCAUAGAUGGUCCCUACGGUGCUCCUGCCGAGGAUGUCUUUGAAAACGAAGUCGCAGUCCUCAUCGGCACAGGUAUCGGUGUAACACCAUGGGCAUCCAUCCUCAAAAACAUUUGGCAUCUUCGUCACGGAACAAAUCCUCCAGAACGUCUUCGUCGAGUAGAGUUCAUCUGGGUUUGUAAAGAUACCACAUCCUUCGAAUGGUUCCAAGUCCUUCUCUCAUCUUUGGAAGCACAAUCUCAAGAAGCCGCAUCACAACCCGGUAAUGAUGGACAAGAAUUUUUACGUAUCCAUACUUAUUUGACCCAAAAGUUGGAUAUCGAUACGGCGCAAAACAUCGUAUUGAAUAGUGUUGGUGCAGAUGUCGAUCCAUUGACUGAAUUGAAAUCGAGGACGAAUUUCGGAAGACCGGAUUUUACAAAAUUAUUCGAGGGAAUGAGGGAUGGAAUCAUGGAUAAAACAUAUAUGUCUGGUUUGGAGGGAGACUUUAAAACUAAUAUUGGGGUUUACUUUUGUGGACCAAACGUAGCAGCCCGCUCCAUCAAAAAAGCAUGUAAGAAUGCCACGACUCGCGAUGUCAAUUUUUCGUUCUGGAAAGAACAUUUCUAGAUUGUCGAUUGGGAUUGUUAAGAGGACGGGUGGAUGUUAGUCGUAGAGAUGUUAAAAUUCUCACGAAUUACUCUGGGAUAUUAUGAAUGGGAAUGGAAAUUGGGAGCAGGCGCGGAUUUUUGGAUACGAUAUGAUUCAUUUGUUACUACUUAUUGAUAUGAUGGAUGACUAAAGGGAUGGGUGUAGAUAGCGAACGUUUGAAUGAAUAAUUGAGAAUAGUACUAUCUAUGACAGACAAUUUUCAGAUGCUCUUGUAGCGUAUAAUGUAAUGGUGAUGAGAUGUGAG